AUGGAUGCAUUUGUAUCUCAGAAACGUCCAAGGCUCUGGAACGCCAACAAGGAGCCAGAAUCAAACCAAGAGUCUUCAAGUCCACCAGAAGACUCCACUGAUAUUAAGCUAGCACUACUGUUAUCGCUUUUCCCGGGCGUCAAACAAGAUGAGCUAUUGGAUAUACUUGUAUCCUGUGAAGGCUCCGUGGAGAAUGCCUCUUCACUUCUCUCUGAAAAAGGGUCCGCACCAUAUACGCUAGUGAGCAAAAAGCGUGCUGCCGUGGGCUCAUCACUCGGCAUGCAGACAUCUCUCACAUCACAUGUCUUCACAACUGCCGAAGAUGGAAGUAUGAAGCCCAUCCACGCAAUCUCGAGCAAGAGAAAACUCUUACCCCCAAAGAAAGGGAAAACACUCCACCUUUACUCGCCCGAGGACAUUGCAGCCUACACACCUUGUACUAUCGUCCACAAUUUUCUGCCAGCCAAAGAGGCCAAUAACCUCCUCUUUGAAUUAUCAGAAGAAUCCAAACACUUUUCUCGCUACGAUUUUCAGCUCUUCAACCGUACGGUUCAGAGUCCUCACACGCAUGCUGUAUAUGUGUCCACCCCCGAGGAGCAUCGACAACAGAUAUCAGAAUACACAUACGGAGGCACAUAUCGGUCAAAUGUGCGCCAAGCCACACCGAAUUUACGAUCAGUGUCACGGCAGGUGCAAAUUAUUGUCAACGAAGAGAUUCAGAAGCGCAUUCGAGAGUUCUAUCCAGGCGGCAAGAAACUACAAUACCAGUCACCCAAGGAGUGGCGGCCCAAUGCAGCGUUCGUCAAUUGCUACGAUGGGCCAACUGAAAGUGUGGGAUAUCACUCGGAUGAGCUCACCUAUAUCGGACCUCAUCCCGUGAUAGGCAGCCUGAGCCUAGGGGUUGCACGGGAAUUCCGAGUCCGUCGGAUAUUAACUCGUGACGACGAUAAGACCGAAGAAGAUGAAGAUGGCAAAGGGACUAGUCCAGUUUCAAGAUCUCCACAGAACCAGGGUGCCUCAGCUGCAAGUGCAGACGGCCAAGGCCAAAUCUCCAUUCAUCUUCCUCACAACUCUCUCCUCAUCAUGCAUGCAGAAAUGCAAGAGGGUUGGAAACACUCCAUCACUCCAGUGCAAACUAUUGUACCUCAUCCGAUCUCUGGCAACCGACGCAUCAAUAUUACAUAUCGCUGGUAUCGUGAGAGUCUCCGCCCACAUUUCGCUCCGCGCUGCAAGUGUGGGGAGCACAUGAUCCUCCGGUGUGCCCAACGCAAUCAUAAAACACGCGGAAGAUACAUGUGGAUGUGCUAUGCCGGAUUUGCGCCGGGGAGAGAAGGGUGUUCAUUCUUCCAGUGGGCCGAAUUUGAUGAUGAUGGGGAUCCAGUGGGGAUCGAACACGCAAUUAGGGAUACAGCUCCUACUCUGGCAAACCUCUCGGCAUCACAAUGA
Messenger RNA from Penicillium paradoxum, 1446 nucleotides. Its product is annotated as putative CUE domain protein. NCBI's taxonomy places the organism in Eukaryota, Fungi, Ascomycota, Eurotiomycetes, Eurotiales, Aspergillaceae. Gene Ontology annotation, cellular component: nucleus. The transcript has a single exon. The record is from RefSeq and is a predicted model, not a curated record. Gene Ontology annotation, biological process: DNA alkylation repair; DNA repair. The coding region runs from base 1 to 1446 and encodes 481 amino acids. Gene Ontology annotation, molecular function: dioxygenase activity; zinc ion binding; ubiquitin binding.